UGCCAGUCAGUGCCGCCUAUCAGUGCCACCUAUCAGUGCCGCCUAUCAGUACCAUCAGUGCCUCCUCAUAAGUGCCCAUCAGUGCCACCUAUCAGUGUCCAUCAAUGCAGCCUAUCAGUGCCCAUCACUACAGCCUCAUUAGCACACAUCAGUGAAGGAGAAAAAUCACUUAUUUACAAAAUUUUAUAACAAAAACUAGGAAAAAAUGUUUUGUUUUUUUUCAAAA
Molecule: messenger RNA, 226 nt
Organism: Staurois parvus
Lineage: Eukaryota; Metazoa; Chordata; Amphibia; Anura; Ranidae
Source: the annotation of a GenBank genome assembly